Messenger RNA from Arachis ipaensis, 2145 nucleotides. RefSeq lists its product as uncharacterized. Lineage: Eukaryota; Viridiplantae; Streptophyta; Magnoliopsida; Fabales; Fabaceae. The record is from RefSeq and is a predicted model, not a curated record. Gene Ontology annotation, molecular function: calmodulin binding.
UGCAUGAUUGCAUCACCUCUGAGUUUUGCAAAAUUUGCGCAAAAUUACUUUAUUAUUUUCUUAUUAUUAUUAGGCCUCUCAUCAAAAGUCAAAACCCCUUUCUGAAAAAAUUUCCCUCCUCUUUUUCCUCUGUUUUUUUUUUUCUUCUUUUUCUCUUCAAUUCCUCUUUCUGAGGAAAAUUCCUUCUUCCUUGAGUAGUUUCAUAUGCUUUGUUGCAUUGCCCAAGAAUCAUUCUUCUAAGGUCUUUCAUUUAUCUAGAUUCUUCCGAAGAAUUUGUUGGCUGAGGAAGAAUCUGAAUACAUGGCAACAAAAGCAAAACCGGUAACUGCUGCAGGGAAGGAGAAGAAGACAUCUUCUCUAAUUUCAAGCUUCAGAAGAACCACAAAAUCAUCCACGGCAACAGCAACUGCCACAACAAACAAGACCACUACCACCACCACCACUACUACGGCAAACAAGACCACCACCACUACUACCACCACAACCGCCACGCCUGCAACAUUAGAGAGAAACAAAUCCCUUGGCAGUAGCAACAGCAGCAGCAAUAGUAGUAGCUUGGUUUAUCCUAAGGCAACAUUUCGCUCAAGCCUUGAUUAUGCUUCCACAUUCAAGGAUGGUAGUAGUCCUCUUGGUCCUAAUAAAUCUGACCGAAGAAGAUCUUUUGAACCUAGACUGACACCUACCUCUUCGCCAUCGUCCAGUCCGGCCAAACCAGUUUCGAGCACUACUACAAGACUUCAGAAAGCACUUGUUUCUCCCGGCCGCCCUAGGGAUACUACUACUUCAAAAGGUACUAGUAUCCCUUCGCCAAGACCGGCUUCUGAUAGAACAUCCUCUAGGAUUCCUAGGGAUGUUAAACAGAAGCCGGUUUUGACGAAUAGUAAUGGUGGUUCUUCUGUUAAGCCCAAGCCUGGGAAGGUUGUUUCUGCUGAAGCUUCUUCGGAGGUGUCUGAUGUUGAAGCAGAGGAAGUGAAAGAACUGGUUGAAGUAGUUAAAGAGGAGAAUCAUGAUGAUGUUGAGGUUGAUGAGCUUCUUCUUCUACCUGAUCAUCCAGAUGUUCUUGAAAAUGAAGAGGAGCAGAUUCUAGAAGGUGGUGUCCAUGACCUAAAUGAUUUUGGCGACGAUGAGAGGGUGAUUUCUACGGUGUCUGAAGAACUCAAGGAAGAAUCAUCACCACCAAAAGAGGAAGAGAACACAAACAAGAAUGAUAAUGAUCAAGAAGAUCCUCAUGUCUUCGCGGCUGAAGAAGAAGAUUCUUCUUCUUCCACGAAGGAGGCGGUGGUUGUGGUUGUGGAAGAACCUGAAAAGGAACUUGGAGUGAUAGAAGAAGAUCAAGAAAGCGAGACAAACGAGGAGGAAAGGAAAUUGGAAGAGAAGAACAUGAAACUACUAAUUCAGGGAGGAGCAAGUGAAAGUGAAGAAGAAGCAGUUGAAGUGACCAAAGAAGAAGAACCAAAACCACAAAAAGAACAACAACAACAACAACAACAACAGAAAAGGGAAAUAAUAGUAAGCGGGCAUGGAAGGAAAGAAUCUCAAUUAUCAAACGAAGUGAUUGAAGAAACUGCUACCAAGUUGAUGGAGGAAAUGAACAAGGUUAGGGCAUUGGCGGGUGCAUUCCAAACUGUCAUAGAUAAUCAAACCGCCAGGAAAAAGUGAUCUAACAGAGUAAGGGUUUUAAAUUGUGAUUCACAACCCAAUUGCAGCUACAAUAUUACCAUUGCAUAUUCUGUUCAAUCAUCAUCAUCUCUCAAGCUUUUAACAAAAUCCAAAAAAUAUCAAUCCAAGUUCUCACACAACUUUUGGGGUCAUAAUAGCAAUUGUGACAGUUGCACAUAAGUAUUUCCCACAAAUUUGGCAUUGUAGCACAAUUUAAAACUAUGGCAACAACACCUAUUUUCAUGUGAGAUGGACAUGUAUUAUUAUUGUGCAUGUAAAAGAAGUUUAUGCAAAUUUAUUUAUACGUUACAAACUUGAAUUAAGAGGUGUUGCCUUUAAGCUUGGUUAUUAAUUUCAAGCUCUAGGGUUAGUUGAUUUGUGUAAUUUGUUUCAUUAUCUCGUGUAAGUAACACCACCAUUGUAAAGUACGCACAUUACUCUGUCUUUGGUCGAUUUAAUUUCGAACACCCGGUUUAUUUGGAAGAA